Messenger RNA from Arabidopsis arenosa, 2824 nucleotides. Lineage: Eukaryota; Viridiplantae; Streptophyta; Magnoliopsida; Brassicales; Brassicaceae. The record is from the annotation of a GenBank genome assembly.
UUGACUUUGUCCUUAAGAAGGAGAUGAAGUAGAAGAAUGACUACCAUGGCCGGAACCGCCACCACCGAGUUCCGGUGGAAAUCACCGCAACAGCCUCCACCACCACAGCAACCCAUUUCCGAUUCAGAUUCAGACUCCGGAUCCGAUUCAGAUAAUCAUCAGCAUCGUCACAAUGAUCUAUCAAACUCCAUCUUCAAAGCUUACCUCGAUUGCCACUCAUCUUCGUCUCCUUCCUCUAUCGAUCUCGCUAAAAUCCAAUCGUUUCUCGCCUCAUCUUCCUCCGGUGCUGUAUCGUGCCUAAUCUGUCUCGAACGCAUUAAACGAACCGAUCCUACAUGGUCCUGCACUUCCUUAUGCUUCGCCGUCUUUCACCUUUUCUGCAUUCAAUCAUGGGCUCGUCAAUGCUUAGAUCUACAAGCCGCGCGUGCAGUCACGCGACCUUCUUCAAAUCCGACAGAACCGGAAGCGGUCUGGAACUGUCCGAAAUGUAGAUCGUCGUAUCAGAAAUCAAAGAUCCCAAGGCGGUAUCUUUGUUAUUGCGGCAAGGAAGAGGAUCCUCCGGCGGAUAAUCCAUGGAUCUUGCCUCAUUCUUGCGGCGAGGUCUGCGAGAGGCCGUUAAGCAACAAUUGUGGUCACUGUUGCUUGCUGUUGUGCCAUCCUGGACCUUGUGCGUCUUGCCCCAAGCUCGUGAAGGCUAAAUGCUUUUGUGGAGGUGUUGAAGAUGUUCGUCGAUGUGGACACAAGCAAUUCUCUUGCGGAGACGUCUGCGAGAGAGUCCUGGAUUGUGAUAUCCAUAACUGUAGAGAGAUUUGUCAUGAUGGCGAGUGUCCACCGUGCAGGGAGCGCGCGGUUUACAAGUGCUGUUGUGGUAAGAUGAAGGAGGAGAAGGAUUGCUGUGAGAGAGUCUUUAGAUGUGAGGCUUCUUGUGAGAAUAUGCUUAAUUGUGGCAAACAUGUAUGCGAGAGAGGAUGUCACUCGGGAGAAUGUGGAUUGUGUCCAUAUCAGGGGAAAAGGAGUUGUCCCUGUGGCAAGAGAUUCUACCAAGGCUUGUCUUGUGAUGUUGUGGCGCCUUUAUGUGGUGGCACCUGUGAUAAAGUUCUUGGUUGUGGCUACCAUAGAUGUCCAGAGAGGUGUCACCGCGGUCCAUGCCUUGAGACUUGCAGGAUUGUGGUUACUAAGUCUUGCAGAUGCGGAGGAACGAAAAAACAGGUUCCUUGCCAUCAAGAGUUGGCGUGUGAGAGGAAAUGCCAGAGAGUGAGAGAUUGUGCACGUCAUGCUUGUAGACGCCGGUGUUGUGAUGGUGAAUGUCCACCAUGCUCAGAGAUUUGUGGAAAAAAGCUCCGUUGCAGGAACCAUAAAUGCCAAUCUCCUUGUCACCAAGGUCCAUGUGCUCCUUGUCCAAUAAUGGUAACAAUAUCAUGUGCUUGUGGUGAGACACAUUUUGAGGUACCCUGUGGCACUGAAACAAAUCAGAAACCUCCUCGAUGCCGUAAGUUAUGUCAUGUAACCCCAUUGUGCAGGCAUGGGCAAAACCAAAAGCCUCAUAAAUGCCACUAUGGUGCUUGUCCUCCAUGUCGACUCCUUUGUGAUGAAGAAUACCCAUGUGGGCACAAGUGCAAACUAAGGUGUCAUGGACCUAGACCUCCUCCUAACCGUGAAUUUAUACUUAAACCAACUAAAAAGAUGUUGAAUAUUCAGGUUGAAUCUACACCGGGUUCUCCCUGCCCUCGUUGUCCAGAACUUGUCUGGAGGCCCUGUGUAGGCCACCACCUGGCAGCAGAGAGAAUGAUGGUUUGCUCUGACAGAACUCAAUUUGCAUGCGAUAAUUUAUGUGGAAACCCUCUUCCAUGUGGGAACCAUUACUGUUCGUAUAUCUGUCAUGCCCUGGAUAUAAGAAGUUCAUCAUUGGAUAAAAGAAGUGAGUCCUGUGAAAAGUGUGAUCUCCGCUGUCAAAAGGAGAGAACACCACGAUGCCAACAUCCAUGUCCUCGAAGAUGCCAUCCCGGAGAUUGUCCACCUUGCAAAACUCUAGUAAAGAGAUCAUGUCACUGUGGCGCGAUGGUGCAUGCAUUCGAGUGCAUAUACUACAAUACAAUGUCGGAGAAGGACCAAAUGAAGGCGCGCUCAUGCCGUGGACCUUGUCACAGAAAAUUGCCAAACUGUACCCAUUUGUGUCCGGAGAUAUGUCAUCCUGGACAGUGUCCAUUGCCAGAGAAGUGUGGGAAAAAGGUGGUUGUUCGUUGCAAGUGCCUAACCUUGAAGAAGGAAUGGGUAUGCCAAGAUGUUCAAGCAGCCCAUAGGGCCACAGGAUCUGACCCUAAAGAAGUACCAAAGAACCAGUUCGGUGUUGGCCUCCUCUCUUGCGAUUCCAACUGUAAGAGCAAACUACAGAUGACUGAAUCGGUGUUAAAACAGCGCAAUGUCAAAGAGAUUGAGGAGAAGGAGGAGCCUAGCGGGAAAAGUGCAUCAAAGCGAAGGAAAAGGCGUGAACGGGGUCAGGACAUUCAGGAGACCACAAGGCUGCAGAAACUUGCUGUCAUCACAAAGAGGAUACUGAUGGUCGUGAUGUUAAUGACAAUGCUAGCUGCUGUUUCAUACUAUGGUUAUAAGGGACUCUUGUGGCUUUCUGAUUGGAUGAAUGAAGUCGAAGAACAAAGACAAAAGUCUAGAAGAUACCCGCGAAUAUAACUGGUUUUGAGAGUUUUUCCUUCUCAAGCUUUUUUAGCCUGAUAAUGGGCAGUGACAACACAGUUAGCUUCGAGACAUUUGGUCUUUCUUUUUGGUUUAGUCGAUGAUAGUCACCAAAUAUAUUUCAUAGGGGAGA